AUGGACGUCCAGCUCUAUGUUUACGACCUGUCACAGGGCCUGGCGAGACAAUAUUCCCGCGCGUUGACGGGUGUCCAGAUCGAUGCUAUCUACCACACAUCCAUUGUAUUGAGCAAUGUCGAAUACUUCUUUGGCCAGGGCAUCCACAGGAAAGUCCCCGGUUCAACUCACCAUGGCCGGCCCAUGUCGAUAGUGGAACUGGGAAAGACCGAUCUCCCCCUCGAUGUCAUUGAAGAAUACAUCGAGUCUCUGGAAGAAAUCUACACACCAGAGUCGUACGACUUAUUCUUGCACAACUGCAACAACUUCUCCCAGGACCUGGCUAUGUUCCUCGUGGGCAAGAGUAUUCCGGACGAGAUUCGAAGUCUGCCCGAGACGUUUCUGAGCACCCCGAUCGGACAGAUGUUGCGCGGACAGAUCGACCAGUCCAUGAGGAGGAUGACCCAGGCUCCCGAUGCUGCUUCUGGCCAGAAUGCUUCCCGAAGUCCCCAAGUCGCCAGAACGAACUCGACACCGGUGGCGAACGGCACUCCUGCUUUGGCCACCGUCAACGGCACAACCACCCACAAAGUUCCCCCAACAGCCAUCAUCAACGCACAGCCUCCAGCAGAGACGCCGGGACAUGUCUACCACAUCACAUCACUAGCCGAGCUCGAUAGUCUGCUUGACGCAGCGAGACAAUCUUGCGCUGUCAUAUUCUUCACCUCCGCCACGUGCGCGCCGUGCAAGAUCGUCUAUCCCACAUACGAUGAAUUAGCCGCCGAAGCUGGUGUUCAAAGCGGUGCGAAAUUGAUCAAAGUCGACAUCUCCACCUCGCCGUCCGCGCAUGCCGUGGCGCAGCGAUACCAAGUUCGCGCCACCCCAACUUUCAUCACCUUCCUCAAGGGCAAGAAACAGGAUGAAUGGUCUGGAGCCAACCCGGCACGGCUGACGGGCAAUGUUCGCUUGCUUCUGCAGAUGGCGAGACUGUCUCCGCACCCACAUACCGCUUUAAAGUUAACUACUUUCCAGCGCAUCGUCGACACUCCCAUCAUGUACAACCGCACUCCUCCCCUGGACAAACUACUUGCCAAGAUCGGGCCCGAAUUCGCCAAAGACCAAGCCGUACAAGACCUCGUGGCGUACAUCAAAGCCCGCGACGCAAAGGGUAUGACUGAAGCCCCUCUGCCGAAUUUGCACGCUUUCAGUGGUUACCUUGUCUCGGCAUUUCCGUCUCUACCCGUGGAGACACACUUUGCGGUCAUAGACCUUGUACGCGUUGCGGCUGCCGAUCCGCGAGUGUCGAGUUUCCUUGCGACAGAGCAUGGGUACACCACUCUCACGACUCUGCUGUCUACGACGAACCACGGGGGCGAUUUCUCCUCUGCGCCCUACAACAUCCAGUCGGUCUCGCUGCAGCUCGCCUGUAACCUGUUCGGGUCGAACGUGUUCCAGGAGCGUGUCUUUCGCGGACAGAACGCAGAGUCAAAUCCAGGCGAUCUGAACCAGAUGAUCGAGUCGCUGGCAUCGCAAUGCCUGCUCUCCCCGCAUGCAAAUGCCCGUCUCCUUGCCGCGGCACUUGUGUACAACCUCGCCGC
Molecule: messenger RNA, 1577 nt
Organism: Capronia coronata CBS 617.96
Lineage: Eukaryota; Fungi; Ascomycota; Eurotiomycetes; Chaetothyriales; Herpotrichiellaceae
Exons: 2
Biological process (GO): protein modification by small protein removal
Molecular function (GO): peptidase activity
Source: RefSeq, a predicted model, not a curated record